GCUUCGGACUUUAUUUUUUAAAUAAUAUACCUUUUAUCGGGACACUAUUUAGAAUGCAUCAUCAGCUCUUUCCAUUUCUUCUCUCUAAGGGUAAGGUCAAACUGGGCGUUUCGGGAAGAUUUAGUCGCCUGGUGACUAAUCGCCUUGUCUUUGCGGUGACCAAUCUCCCUGCACGGCUUCCCUCACUCUUGUGCUGGCUAAAAUCACCGGCGCUAAGCCCACGCAGAGAUUCGUUUUACGAAGUCGCCUCGUGAGGCAACUAGUACUGAUUUUAUUUUAGUACCAUACUAUUUAUUAGUAUUAACAUCGGAAUACAAGUGAAAUGCACUAGAAAACAGCAUGUUACCAUAGGUUGUUGACUUGGUAUGUUUACAUUUUAUUGUGCCCCCAAAAGACUUUUUUUUUUCUUUACGGAAAAGAGUAUUCUAUCGAAACAGACCGUUAAUACUUGAACAUCCAUAUUCCCCAAGCUAUGCUAUCUGUAGUCCACUCACAACACCUUUUUAAACAUAGCAGGGCAUGCUGUUUCAGAGAGGCUUACAUCACGCCAUUGUGAACACCUUUAUAUAUUCAUAAACCAACGCUCUAAAUUGUGCCGUAACCUGUUCAUAUGUAUAUGAAUGUGCUGCUAACAAUCCCUUGGUUCAUUUUAUAGCUCCUUUAGGGAUUUAUCAGUGUCCUGCUUAAAAAAGCAAGCAAGAAUAGUCACAAACUGUGAAUUCUAUGUUGCACUGCCUGUCGUAUUUUAAAUCUGUCUCCUGUACUGUUGAUAAAAACUGGUCACUUGUGUAGUGAAAGCUAAAACAUGUAUUCCUGGAAAAGGUUGUAUUGUACAGGGUCCAUCUGAAUGCAAGAGAGAAAGCGUCUGUAAUUUGAUCUGUGCAUGAAAGCUGUGCUGAGGGUAGCAUGCUGCAGACAUAAGCUGUGUCAAUAGGAACUCUUUUCAGUCUGUGCAAACAGCCUCGUGACCCAUGUUUGAUUGGCAGCCUCUAGGAGGGAGGGCCUUUCUUUAGAAACAGCUCACAUUUUGGCGGCACUUCUGACUGACCCAUUUCCUGACUGCCACUCAUUUUCUGCUUCUCGGUCUGGGAUUCCUUGACUGCACAUACGCUUUAUCUUUGUGGGCCAGUGUUGGAGUAACGACAGAAAGUGAACAAGCAAAAGGAACGAGUGCUUUUCUCGACGUGAAAUUCCUAAAAAAAAAAAAAAAAUGCUGCAUUGGUUAGAGGGAAAUUACCAGUCACAAAAGAGAAUGAGGUUGCUGAAACGUGCCUUUACCGAAGCCAACACUGCUUGGAUUUCUAUCUAGUGCUGCCUCUCCUAUUUUUUUUUUUUUUUGCUUUGCUUUUUUUUUUUUUUCUUCAUUUUGCCGUUGCUUGCAGGCCACACCCCAACGGCAAUCCAUUUAACCUGUUUUCACUUAAACAGUUCUGAUUUCACUUUUUCUACAUUAAAACGCAGUUAGGCUUGAAUGUAACAUUCAUCAACUGAAUAAAUACAUAUAACAGCAGCAAAAUUAGAAACUUGCUAUUGGUUUCAUUUGGAGCACAGAAUUGUCUUAAGACUGCCGGUUUCAUCUAAGAGAUUCCAGAACUGGCUGAAAGAUAUUAAACAAAAAAAACGAAUACUUUUGAACUUUGACUUUUUGCACUUUUCAUGAGCUGGCCUCUAAUUAAAUUUAUUUUUGUUUCCGAGUUAUCAGAUUAAAAGUCUAUUUUAUGAUUGGAUUUUAUUCUCUUAUUUUAUGUGUUUUUUUGUCUUGACUAAUAGAUUGACUUUGUAAAAACAAACCGAAGUGCUGACAAUUUUUUUUUUUACCAAAGCUACAAGACAAAUUUUUUUUUGUCCAGUUAAGCUUGAAAUCCCAUAUUCCCUUAUUACCCUUUUCUAGAAAGUGGAAAAUUGUGUUAGAAAAGGAAAAGUACCUCUAUCCAGGGGUUUCAUAAUAUGGCCGUUAACGUUUCCCUGGUACGUGACACAAAAUGGCUGACGCUGGAAGUUUGUCGAGAGUUCCAGAGAGGCACUUGUUCAAGAUCCGAUGUGGAGUGCAAAUUUGCUCACCCUUCUCGGAGUUGCCAUGUGGAAAAUGGUCGAGUAAUUGCUUGCUUUGACUCAUUAAAGGGUCGAUGUACAAGAGAAAAUUGUAAAUAUCUUCAUCCUCCCCCGCACUUAAAAACUCAGUUAGAAAUCAAUGGAAGGAACAAUCUCAUACAGCAAAAGACAGCAGCAGCAAUGUUUGCACAGCAGAUGCAAUUCAUGCUCCCGGGCACACAGUUACAGCCAAUCACCACAUUCCCCGUGACACAAUCACUUGCUACAAGUCCUUCCAUGGCUUUUAGCCCAUACCUAAGUCAUGUGUCCCCAGGAAUGGGCUUAGUUCCUGCUGAGCUUCUACCAAAUACACCUGUUUUGGUCUCUGGAAACCCAGCUGUUACAGUACCUGGAGGCUCUGCUGGUCAGAAACUUAUGCGCACAGACAAACUAGAGGUAUGCAGAGAGUUCCAGCGGGGGAACUGUACCCGUGGUGAGAAUGACUGUCGUUAUGCUCACCCAAUAGACAUUGCCAUGAUUGAAACAAACGAAAACACUGUAACUGUUUGCAUGGAUUACAUCAAAGGGAGAUGCUCUCGAGAGAAAUGCAAGUACUUUCACCCCCCUGCACAUUUGCAAGCCAAAAUAAAGGCAGCCCAGCACCAGGUGAACCAAACAGCAGCUGCCAUGGCUCUGCAGCCUGGAGCACUUCAACCUUUACCAAAGAGGCCAGCACUUGAGAAGAGUAAUGGUGCCACAACGGUGUUUAACCCAAGUGUUUUCCACUACCAACAAGCUCUAGCAAAUAUGCAGUUACAACAACCUACAUUUAUCCCUACAGUAGACCAUGUUGAAUUUCUGAACAGCAGAAUAGUGGAGUACCAGAAUUUAUCCGUGGGGAGUUAUUCAUGGCCUUUCUGUAAAUAUCCCCAUUUGGCAUCCUCUACCAGCUCGACAGUAAGCCUGCUGCAGCCUACAUGUUAACCAAAAAAAGAAAUAAUUUAAAAAAAAAAAAACCAGAAUCAUGGGAAUGUCUGAAUAUCGCACUAUGGGAAAAAGCUAACAUCGCUCUUUCAAAACAGUUAUAUAAGUAGGAUAUUAUAAUAGACUUUUGUAACACAUUUACUUUUAAUACAUGUAAUCAUUUUAUGUGUACCAUAUUAAAUGUGUACACACAGUGAACUGUUGGUUUACUGUAUAUUAUUGAUGGAUUCAUGUUUAAAGUGUUAUCUUACUGUUUUGUUUACAUCGUAGUUAAUUCAUUUUUUGCGUGUGCAUCAUUAUUGAGUAUAUUCAAGACAAUUUUUUUUAAUUGUGAUUUUUUUUCAUUCAUUGUUGUUUUGUAAUAAUUUUGGGUAUUAUGCCAAACAGGGACAAGGUGGUUUUUGAAAUGGGUCUAAAAUAUAUAUAUUUUAGGGACCUGCCCGUCUCAUUUUGUACAUUAAAAUCAGGCCACUUAAUUGAUACUGAUUUUUAUUAGGGAGCCUAUUUAUCAAGAGUCGAAUUUCGAAUUGAAAAAAACUUCGAAAUUCGAAUUGAAAUAGACCAACUGAAAUUAAGUUG
Messenger RNA from Xenopus laevis (African clawed frog), 3594 nucleotides. It is a transcript of the gene mbnl3.S, whose product is annotated as muscleblind-like protein 3. The record is from RefSeq and is a predicted model, not a curated record. Gene Ontology annotation, cellular component: nucleoplasm; nucleus; cytoplasm. Gene Ontology annotation, molecular function: RNA binding; metal ion binding. NCBI's taxonomy places the organism in Eukaryota, Metazoa, Chordata, Amphibia, Anura, Pipidae. The coding region runs from base 1948 to 3015 and encodes 355 amino acids. The transcript is spliced from 7 exons. Gene Ontology annotation, biological process: regulation of RNA splicing.